GUUACACAGUAACCUCCUGUGGCUGGAGACGCGUCCUGACGGAGGGAAAAGCGGGUGAAGGCUGGUCUGAGAUGAUCUGAUGAAUGUGCAGAUGUUUAGUGUCGUGUCCGGGGCGUUUAGCAGCGACGCACGACACGAAAAACAGACAAAAGAAGAGUUUUUAUUCAUUCUGCAGCGACAGAAACACGCUCCUCUGCGCGCAUUUGGGAUGAUGUCAGCGCGUAACCGGGACUAAAGUGCAGAAUUAGAGCAGGUUAGACUGUCUCCAGCUCGUACACAGCCUGUUUUGUUUUUAUUUUUGGAGAAACAGAUGUCCAAAGAGCUGCGUGAGCGCGCGUAAAGUGUCGAUGCAGCGCCUCUGUGGCUCAUCCAGAAGUGCUGCAGCCAGGUCACACUUCUCACCGGGCACAUUUCCAUCUGUAUGACACAGACAGAGACAUAGACAGAGAGUCAGAGAGUUUCCCUUUGACCAUGGAGCUGCUGGAGUGUCCUCUGUGCCUCUUCCUCAUGGUGGAGCCGGUCACUGUGUCCUGCGGUCACACGUUCUGCCGGAGAUGCGUCUGGACUUUCCUCCCGUCCAAAUGUCCCCAGUGCAAAGACAAACUCAAACCCAGAGACACGCGGGCCAUGAAGAACAACGUGCUGCUCAUCAGUGUGGCAGAAAAGUGCUGGCCCCAAGAGACGAAGAUGAAGAGCCACAUCCAGGAGAAGCUGAAGGCUGGACAGUUCGUGGAGGCUUUACGCAUCACCAACGAGGGAUUGGACCAGGUCCCCGAGGAUCUGAGUCUGAAGCUGUUCAGAGCUGAAGCCAACACGGGCCUCCUGCGUUUGCCCGACGCUCUGACCGACCUCGACUACCUCUGCUGCCUCCGACCCAACUGGACCGAGGGCCUGUUUCGUAAAGGGAACGCGCUGCUGGAAAUGGGUCAGAAGACGCAAGCGCUCAUCCAGUUUCACCGAUGCCUGAAAGUCCAAGCGGAUUUCACCCCUGCGAAAACCCAAAUCAAAAAGAUCUUGGAGGCAGAGGGCGUAGCGGUGCCGGAGGAGCUUCCCGGGAUGCUGCAGGUCGUGUCUGAGUACUUGAAAGAGCCGUAUCCUAUCACCAGUCUGACCGGCUCCCAGGGGCCCCACCCACGAGGAGCGGAGGGCGAGAGCGACGCCAGGAGAGGCGCCGCACAGGUGAAACAGGACACGGGGACGGAGUGCUGCCUCUCCCUGUGUCAGGCCGUGUCCUUCCUCCCAGCCGCUGACGAAGACGAUGAGCUGAUGAUGAGGAAAGAGUUUGUGCAGAGCAGAGCCGAGAGCAGCCUGAGCCGUGACAAAACCCUGAGUCUCCUGAGUGUGUCCGACUUCGAAUGCCCGCUCUGCAUCAGGUUGUUUUUUGAGCCGGUCACUACGCCCUGUGGUCACACCUUUUGUAAAAACUGCAUGGAGAGAAGUCUGGACCAUAACCUCCGAUGUCCGCUCUGCAAACAGCCGCUGCAGGAGUAUUUUAAAAACAGGAAGUUCAACGUUACAGUUCUGCUCCAGGACAUGAUGACGCGCCUGUUCCCAUCCCAGCUGUCAGAAAGGGAAGAAAUCCACAACAAUGAGAUGGCUGAGCUGUCAAACCUCACACAGGACAUCCCGAUCUUCGUCUGUACUGUGGCGUACCCCGGCGUCCCGUGUCCGCUGCACAUCUUCGAGCCACGGUAUCGUCUGAUGAUGCGGCGCUGCAUGGAGACGGGCACGAAGAAGUUUGGCAUGUGCAGCUACGAGCACGGCAAAGGGUUUGCGGAUUACGGGUGUAUGCUGGAGAUCCACGGUUUGGAGCUGCUGCCUGACGGACGCUCGUACGUGGACACCGUGGGAGGGAGCCGUUUCAGGGUUUUAAGGAGAAGCCAGAGAGACGGAUACCACACCGCAGAUAUCGAGUACCUAGAAGACCAGAGGGUCGAAGGGAGCGACUUGGAGCUGCUGCGGCGUUUACAUGACAGUGUUUAUCAGCAAGCGCAGGACUGGUACCAGCGUCUGGGGACUCGGCUCCGAGACCAGAUCGACAGACAGUACGGGACCAUGCCGGAGAAAGAAGACGACAUGCAGGCUUCUAUCAACGGUCCCAUAUGGUGCUGGUGGUUGCUGUCUGUCCUGCAGCUGGACCCGGCCUAUCAGACCACUGUCCUGUCCCUGACCUCUCUCAAAGACCGCCUGGGACACCUGCGCCUCGUCCUGGAGUACUUCUCUCAGAGCUAGGGGGCAGCACUGGGUUCAAAACUAGCUCAAAAUGAAACGCAGAACUCACAAGUGGUGAUCGUCGGGUUUGGACGGGCUUGAUUUUUAACUACUUUUGAGUAAUUUUUAUGUGUAUUUUACUGACGCACCUCAAAGCCAAAUCACUUGGGCCAUUGAGACGACGACAACAACAAAAACAACGACAACGACAACAACAAAAACAACGACAACGACAACAACAAAAUGCAAAUAUAAUAACUUUAAAGGGCCGAUAUUAUGCAAAACUGACUUUUGUAGCUGUAAUGUUCUAACGCUGUUUCCUCCUCAAAAACAGACCUGGAGUUGUGUUUUGUUUCACUUACACAUGUUUGAAUGAUCCUGGUGUAUUAGUCUGUCACAUCUCCAAAGCUCAAAACGCUCUGUUCCACCUCGUGAUGUCAUGAAGUGGUAGUUUUCAAGUUACGUUAGCUACGUUUUUUACCUUCAGUUCAGUAGAGAUGUGCAAUUCCAGGGCAGAAAUCAAUCAAAUUAUUCUCGAGUGAAGGUUUAUAGAGUUUAAAAACACGGCGAAACACUUCCUGUAUUACCACAUGAUGACAUCACAAUGUUGAACAUGACAUCACAAGGUGGAACAGAGCGUUUUCAGUUGGAGAGAAAACCUAACCAACCUAAAUGUGCAGGGUUUGUGUGUUAAACAUGUGUGAAUGAAACACAAAAACACAACUCCAGGUGUGUUUGUGACGAGGAAACGACAUUAGUACACAAAAAAACGUGUAAUGUGGGCCCUUUAAACCUCACGUCACAUGACCACUAGGUGUCACUAUUGUCUACAUUUUUAACACAGAACAGUGUGCGGCAAAUCCAAGCUGUUCAAAACACCUUUUUAUCAAAUUUAAAGAGAUCACGUUGCUAUUUUUGAGAUGUGGAAAGUCUAUGCACAUGACGUCUGUGGCAUUUGUACUCUGCAGGUGGGACUUUGGCGAAGGGGGCGGGGCUUAUAUGCAGUAACGCUUGUGUUUACUUUCCAUCUGCCUUGAAGCCCUUUUACUACGGCCAUUUUUAUAUUGUGUCACUAUCUUCCCUGGUUAGACUUUAGAACCUUAGGAGUAAUUAUAGUGCUGUGCCCAAUGGGAUUUUUUCUUUACAUUUUUUGAAUCUGUUUGUGAAUUGAUUGAUCACAGCGCCAUCUCCUGGAGCUUUAAUUUAAGUGUUGAAUGUGAGUGAUCAUGUUUGAGUGAAAGCGAGUGGGUUUUUUUAGUUUUUUUGUGAUGAGCUCGUGACUCAUUUCUAAACAUGCAGUUCUACUAGUCACUUUGCUGCUAUAAUUUCACACGUCCCAGUCAGUAAAUUACGAUAUGGAGCAAAAAUAAACAUUUAAAAUACAAAAAAUAAUUAUUUAAAGGGCUUAUAUCACACAAAAUGGAGUCUUGUGAGGUUUAAGUCAUGUUCUAAUGCUGUUUCCUCCUCAAAAACAGACCUGGAGUUGUGUUUUGUUUCAUUCAUACGUUUGAGUAACCCUUUGUUAUUAGUCUGUUACAUCUCCAACGCUCAAAAUGCUCCGUCCCACCUUGUGAUGUCAUCAAGUGGUAGUUUUUUUUUAAGUUAACAGCUCCUUUUUACCUUUAGUUCAGUAGAGAUUGGCAAUUCCAGGACUGAAAUCAUCA
Messenger RNA from Periophthalmus magnuspinnatus, 3875 nucleotides. It is a transcript of the gene lonrf4, whose product is annotated as LON peptidase N-terminal domain and ring finger 1. The record is from RefSeq and is a predicted model, not a curated record. The transcript is spliced from 12 exons. NCBI's taxonomy places the organism in Eukaryota, Metazoa, Chordata, Actinopteri, Gobiiformes, Gobiidae. Bases 472 to 2232 code for a protein of 586 amino acids. Gene Ontology annotation, molecular function: protein binding.